GAACACAGGACAAGCAGGAACAUAAUUGUGUAACAUUCGCAUUGGACAAAUAAUGCAAAUGGAGGAGAAUCCUUCUUUCUUGGGUGAUGGGAACACAUUUCAACAUUGUCAACCAUGAGGGGCCCAACCUUGGCAAAGCAUCCGAAGCACCAUUAUUGCAGGACACAAGCAUCAGCUUCACGAACACACAGCAAGAAGAAGAAGAACAACAAAUACAACAAUGUCUGAAUUCUCCAUCUCCAACAACUUCUUCCGCUUCUGCUUCUUCCUCCUCUCUCACCCUCUCUACUUCUCCUACUUCGUCUUCUUCUUCCCUUACCUUCUCAAGCUUCUCUCAUUUCUCUCUCCCCUCUUCGUCACCACCUUCCUCCUCCUCUCCGCCUUCCUCACUCUCGCCGCAUUCUCUUCCUCCGAUCGUCAAUCGCCGGAUUCCAAGAUGGGGCUUCUUGCCACCACUUAUCAGAUUGUUUUCGACGGUUUGCGCCCUAGAACACCCGACGAAGUCGACGAGUUUCGCUUUCGCCCUCUGGAGGAGGAGCUUGAGGCUUAUAACAUCGUGUUCGAGACGUAUACUUUUGGAAUUGGAACUGAGGCUGAGGAGAAUCCGUACGGUGGCGGUCACGCUGAUGUUCCGGAGGUGGAGGUGAAAGUCGAUUGCGAAGAACCGGUGGUGAAUUUUCCCGAGACGAUCAAGAUUCUCCCGGAAAAUCCCGUGCCCUACGAGAAAACGGAAGAGAAGGAGAUUAUCGAAGAUUUGAGAAAGGAACUGAGGGAAGAUUCGGGGGAAAACGAGGAAAUGAUCGGAAAACAACCGACGGAUCAAGAUUCGUCGAUUUCGUCAAGAUCGGAAUCGAGUCCGUGGAGUUCGCCGGGGAGUUUCGGAAGAGAGUACAGUUCGCUGGGAAGCUACGGAUCGAUGAGGAAGGAGAAGGAAUGGAGAAGAACGCUGGCGUGUAAGCUGUUCGAAGAGCGGCACAACGCGGAGGGAAGCGAGGGGAUGGAUUCACUGUGGGAGACAUACGAGAAGAGCGAAUCGAAGCAAUCGCAGAAAACAGAGAAUCAGAAACAGAAACAGAAACUCAGUAAGGCGAAAAGAGGGAAGAAAUUUCAGGAGGAAGAAGAUGAAGAUGGAGAUGAGGGCCAACUCUGCUGCUUACAGGCGCUGAAAUUCUCGGCGGGGAAGAUGAAUUUGGGGAUGGGGAGGCCGAAUCUGGUGAAGAUGUCGAAAGCUUUUAAGGGAUUUGGAUGGCUGAACAGACAUGGCAGUAGAAAGGCUUUGAUCCAUUGAACCAUUGUUUCUUCUUGUUCUUGAUUCUACACUGUUAAUGGCGGCUUCUUCUUCUUCUUCUUCUUCUUCUUCUUCUUCUUCUUCUCUGGUUCUCUCUUUGAUUCAAUCUACUAUUCAAAUAGUGAAGGUAAAUAGUUUUGUUUAAUCUUUGAAUGGUUGCUAAUUGGAGAUCUAACAGUUCUAAUUUUGUUUGUCAA
Molecule: messenger RNA, 1485 nt
Organism: Momordica charantia (bitter melon)
Lineage: Eukaryota; Viridiplantae; Streptophyta; Magnoliopsida; Cucurbitales; Cucurbitaceae
Product: acidic leucine-rich nuclear phosphoprotein 32 family B protein
Source: RefSeq, a predicted model, not a curated record